UCAGUGGAGUGACGAGAUUUCGUGUGUACAGUCGAUCUCUCGUAUUCUUAUUAGUAAGCUGAAAUGCUCGUCGCUCUCAGCUGAAACAUUAGGGUUUUCUCUGUCGUCCCUGUCAUCUUGCUUCCUGAUCUCAAAACCUCUAUCGAUGAGAUUCGCAGGCUUAGGGUCUUUGUACUUAGUCGUCAAUUGUCUAUAGAAUAGUUUGAGAACCCUAAUAUUGGGAUAUUGUUGCUCCUCGCUUGUUUUCUCUGCCAUUAUCGUGCGCUUCGUCUACUCUUCUCCGUCAUCGGGUUUUGAACCCUAGAAACGAAGAUUUUGGUUGAUUUCGAGAAGUUGAGCGAAGAUGAGGAUUAUGAUAAAGGGAGGUGUGUGGAAGAACACGGAGGAUGAGAUCCUCAAAGCGGCGGUGAUGAAGUAUGGAAAAAACCAAUGGGCGAGGAUCUCUUCUCUUCUGGUUCGAAAGUCCGCAAAACAGUGCAAAGCUCGCUGGUACGAGUGGCUCGAUCCUUCAAUUAAAAAGACUGAAUGGACCAGAGAAGAAGAUGAGAAGCUUCUUCAUCUGGCAAAGCUUAUGCCUACACAAUGGAGAACUAUUGCUCCUAUUGUUGGUCGUACACCAUCCCAGUGUCUCGAGCGCUAUGAGAAGCUCCUUGACGCAGCAUGUGCGAAGGAUGAGAAUUACGAAGCAGCUGAUGAUCCACGAAAGCUACGACCUGGUGAGAUCGAUCCAAAUCCAGAGUCUAAACCUGCUCGUCCCGAUCCUGUUGACAUGGACGAGGAUGAAAAGGAAAUGCUUUCCGAGGCAAGAGCUCGGUUGGCCAACACUAGGGGGAAGAAGGCUAAAAGAAAAGCAAGGGAAAAGCAACUUGAGGAAGCUAGGAGGCUUGCCUCUCUGCAGAAAAGAAGAGAACUAAAGGCGGCUGGUAUUGAUCUAAGGCAUAGGAAGAGGAAAAGAAAGGGAAUCGACUAUAAUACAGAAAUUCCAUUUGAGAAGAGGCCACCUCCUGGAUUUUACGAUACUGCCUAUGAAGAUAGACCUGCUGACCAAGUAAAUUUCCCAACCACAAUUGAAGAGCUAGAAGGGAAAAGAAGAGCUGAUGUGGAAGCACAAUUACGUAAACAAGAUAUUGCAAGGAAUAAAAUUGCUCAGAGACAGGAUGCUCCAGCAGCUAUAUUGCAAGCUAACAAGCUGAAUGAUCCAGAGGCUGUUAGGAAGAGGUCAAAGCUGAUGUUGCCGCCACCACAGAUUUCAGACCAUGAACUAGAGGAAAUUGCAAAGAUGGGUUACGCCAGUGAUCUCCUUGCAGAGAAUGAAGAGCUGACAGAAGGGAGUGCUGCGACUCGUGCUCUUCUGGCAAAUUACUCGCAAACACCAAGGCAAGGAAUGACACCUAUGAGAACGCCUCAGAGAACUCCUGCUGGUAAAGGUGAUGCUAUUAUGAUGGAAGCAGAAAAUCUGGCUAGGCUAAGAGAAUCUCAGACACCUUUGCUAGGAGGAGAGAAUCCUGAGCUGCACCCUUCUGAUUUUUCUGGGGUCACUCCGAAGAAGAAGGAGAUUCAAACGCCUAAUCCAAUGUUGACUCCUUCUAUGACUCCUGGUGGUGCUAGUCUUACUCCUAGAAUUGGCAUGACACCCUCAAGGGAUGGCUCGUCUUUUGCUAUGACACCUAGAGGAACUCCCUUCAGGGACGAACUUCACAUAAAUGAAGAUAUGGAUAUGCUUGAAAAUUCAAAACUUGAGCGGCAAAGGCGAGAAGAAGUGAGAAGGAGCUUGCGCUCUGGCCUGAGUGAUCUUCCACAGCCAAAGAACGAGUACCAGAUAGUUGCACAACCUCCUCCAGAUGACAGCGAAGAGCCAGAGGAAAAGAUUGAGGAGGAUAUGUCAGACAGGAUAGCUAGAGAGAAGGCUGAGGAAGAAGCGAGACAGCAAGCACUGCUUAGAAAAAGGUCCAAAGUUUUGCAGAGGGAUCUUCCUAGACCUCCUUCUGCUUCAUUGGAGCUAAUUAGGAAUUCACUGCUUUCAUCGGAUGGGGACAAAAGUUCCUUUGUUCCUCCUACUAUGAUUGAGCAAGCUGAUGAAAUGAUAAGAAAAGAACUUCUACAAUUGCUUGAGCAUGAUAAUGUGAAGUAUCCUCUUGGUGAGAAAUCAGAGAAAAAGAAAGGUGUCAAGCGUCGUGGUAAUGGUUCAGGUUCUCAAGUUCCUGCCAUAGAAGAUUUUGAGGAAGAUGACCUCAAGGAGUCUGACAGUAUGAUCAAGGAAGAGGCACAGUUUCUUCGUGUGGCAAUGGGACAUGAAAAUGAGUCCCUUGAUGAUUUCGUGGAAGCACACAACACAUGCCUGGGUGAUCUCAUGUUCUUUCCCACUCGAAACGCUUACGGACUCUCCAGCGUUGCUGGGCACUCCGAAAAAGUUGCAGCUUUGCAAAUUGAGAUGGAGAACAUCAGAAAAAAGAUCGAGGAAGAUGAGAAAAAGGCAGAUCACUUUAAGGCAAAGUGUAAAACUUAUACGAAAGGAUAUGAGACAAGGGCUGAAAAUCUUUGGACUCAAAUUCAGUCGACUUUGAAGCAAAUAGACACUGCUGGAACCGAGCUCGAGUGCUUCAAAGCAUUGCAGAGGCAAGAACAGCUAGCUGCGACAUUCAGGAAAAACAAUCUGAGGGAUGAAGUGAAAAAACAGAAGGAGCUUGAGCGAACUCUUCAAUCACGCUAUGGGAAUCUUUUGUCGAAGCUAGAAAGGGCACAGCAACUAAUAGUCCAGUUCCGAGCAGAAGCUUCGAAACAGGAAGAAUCACAACAAAACCACAUUUCCGAGAUUGCGACUGUAGGUUCUGAGGUAAACAAUGUAGAUGCAGAUUACGUGAAAGAGGCGGCGCGUGUAGGAGAGAAUGGAGAACGUGAAAGUAGUGACACUGUUACGGAGAAUCAGUCUCAGAAUGUAGUGGAAGGAGAAGAGGGAGCUCGAGAAACAGGAGGAAAAGUCGACGACGGAGAAAGCGAUGCCAUGGAAACUUCUGGUUGAAACCUCUUGGACGACCCUGAAAUCUCUCUCCAGCGUUCCGGUUCGAGGAAAAGCUCUGUAAGAAUGUAUGAAACUGCCAUGGAGAUGUUGAGAACUGGUUGUGAGUUGUGACGCUGCUUCAAGAACGACUUCUUGCACGAGAAAUAGAAAAUCGGGAUUUUGGGGUGCCAUGUUGAGGGAGGAAAUUGCCAAAUGCCGUUUGUCAUGUUGAAAGUUAACGUUUUGCGAUAUUGUUGGAGUCCUGUCAGUGAAUUUGGGCACAAGAUUUGCUCGUUGUCUUCGUUA
Messenger RNA from Tarenaya hassleriana, 3304 nucleotides. Its product is annotated as cell division cycle 5-like protein. The transcript has 4 exons. Gene Ontology annotation, biological process: mRNA splicing, via spliceosome. Lineage: Eukaryota; Viridiplantae; Streptophyta; Magnoliopsida; Brassicales; Cleomaceae. Bases 344 to 3019 code for a protein of 891 amino acids. The record is from RefSeq and is a predicted model, not a curated record. Gene Ontology annotation, cellular component: spliceosomal complex; Prp19 complex.